UGGAUAUACCCCUCUGAUAGUUGCUUGUCACUAUGGAAAUGCCAAGAUGGUGAACUUCCUGUUACAGCAAGGGGCCAGUGUCAACGCCAAAACCAAGAAUGGAUAUACACCCCUUCACCAGGCAGCACAACAAGGGAAUACACACAUUAUCAACAUGUUGCUACAACAUGGCGCCAAGCCCAAUGCUACCACAGCGAAUGGAAACACUGCUCUGACGAUUGCCAGACGUCUGGGCUACAUCUCUGUAGUGGACACACUUAAAGUCGUCACUGAGGAGGUCAUCACUACCACAACGACGGUCACAGAGAAACACAAGCUCAAUGUUCCUGAGACCAUGACAGAAAUCCUUGAUGUGUCUGAUGAAGAAG
Molecule: messenger RNA, 368 nt
Organism: Notothenia coriiceps (black rockcod)
Lineage: Eukaryota; Metazoa; Chordata; Actinopteri; Perciformes; Nototheniidae
Product: ankyrin-2-like
Exons: 4
Molecular function (GO): protein binding
Source: RefSeq, a predicted model, not a curated record